GCUAUGACGACACUUACCGCCAUAUUGUUUAUAACAAUGGUCGCCUUUAUACCGUAGACUAAACAUACAUGUAGAAAAAUUGAAUUAAAUAAGAAAAAUGGCGACACAGACUCAAACAGUGAAGCGAUCUGGCUUUCAACAAGCCAGGGUCCACGAUUAUCUCUAUGAUCCUCAUAAUGUGAUGUCAAGUGAGAGAGAUCAUGCCAGGGCCACGUUCAAAGCUCACACAAGCACAGACCGUGUUAAACGGGUGCCCUUGUAUAAUACUAUGUUUAGUGAACUACGUCAUCAUCCCCGUUUUCAAAUGCGGUUAGAUGUUACAGAUCCUGUGCCAAAAUUCAUAUCCAGGCAAUGGAGAGGCUAUGCUGACCAAGCUCGUGAAGCAAUGAUGCGUUACACAACUUUUAACUAUGAUCCAAGUGUCACAGUACCACCAAAACAUUAUGCAAAUGCAGAAGUUGGAGGACGAAAUCGAUACAAAUUUUUUAAAAGACCAAUAAUUCCAUUUUUACAACAAAUCCCACCAGAAGUUAUGCUUGCCACAGCAAGGCAAGAUCCGCUGGCAGGACCUGACCAGUUGCAGCUUGAACGUCCUCCAACCCCUUUGACGAAAACAGUGGAAAUUCAAACAGACUACAGAGACUCUGAGGCCCAAACUGAUCCAUACACACCAGAGUAUGUUGUACGUCCAGGGUCUGCCCCAGAGUUAUUGACUCUGGCCACUUUGUCACAUGGUCGAGGACUUCCUGCUGGUUUGGCUGAGGUGGAAAUGAUUGAGCGUGCUCGUACCAAACGUGCAUGGGAGGCAACUCUUCCUCCUCUGAAUGAUGUAUCUCAACUUGAAAAAAGAAGAAAGAUGAUGGAUGAGAUGGAGAGAAAAGAAUGGGCUCUCAGGGAGCAAGAGAUUGAAAAGUUACAGGAUGCUAGACUAGAAGUGUUGAAACAACUUCUGAAAAAGAGGGAAGAAAAUCAUGCAGAAUUGAAUAUCAAGAGACUGGACAAAUUGUGGACAAAAAAGCAGAAAGAAAAGGAUUAUAGAGUAAAGAAAAUUAGGAAUGAACACAUAAAGUCAAUCAGAAAGUUGACAAGAAAAAGAGGACGGGUGGAAGGCAAACUGGAGAGAAGAGAUAUUAUUCAAGAGUUCUCAAAUUUCGGAUCUCAGACAUAUGCCCCUCUGACUAGGAUUGGAAUGUUUUUGGAUCGUGGAUCUGAACAGUAUGUUGUAAAGAGUCGCCAUUUGAGCACUUACCAGGGUCUGUUGGAGCUGGAAGCCUCACUUCCAGAUUUUGUUGUGAAUCCCCGUGUGAAAGCACCAAAACCCAAAACUGUGACAAAGACUGGGUACAUGAAGAGGAAAUAUCGUCAGGAGCAAGAACUUAAAGACAUGCAUACAACAAUUGUGGAAGAGAAAGAGAAAGGAGAAAUGGACCCCAAACCAUUGAGGUUCCUUCAGAAGAUUGAGAAACCAAUUCCAAGGCCCCCCACUCCCACUGUAGAGGUUCCAUCAGAGGAACUGGAGCGAGCCGGAGAUAAAAUAGAGGAAGAAGAAAAAGAACUUGGAGUUAUCUUCUUGCAACAAGUCAUCAGAGGAAGAGCAAUACAGAAUAUGAUUUUCGAAGGAAAAGAGAAAAGACAGGAACUAAUCAAGGAAUUAAGAAGUACACAUGCUCUGCAAGGUGCAGAGCAACAAAUCAAGCAACAGGAAAAGCAAGCAACACUAGCCCUGCAACGCCAGCGAAGGCUCCAUGAACACAAGGAAUUACUGGUUGAUGAGGCAAUGAGCCAGUUGGAGGGUUCCUCUCUGGGAGACACCCUGGACUUUCUUAGUAAGGAACUGGUCCGUCUGCAGGAGGAGAGGAGGAUACAUGCGUUCUCCAUGCUUGCUGAGAGACAGAGGAGAAUCAGAGAGGCUGAGGAGAGUGGCAGGAGGCAGGUUGAGGAGAGGAGGCGACGCGAGGAGGAUGAAGUUUUUAAACAGGUGGUCAAGGUCCACCAGAGGUCAGUGGAAACAUAUCUGGAGGAUAUUAUUCUGGGGUCUAUUGACAAGACAGCAGAUGAGCAAGCUCGAGCUGAGAUCAUGGAACAGGCUGAGAAAAUCAAUGAUCUGGCAUAUGAAAUAGAGGACAGUCGAACACAGCUCCAGUCAGAAGAAAUCGUUGCUGAUCUUGUUCAUUGUUUCUUAUUACCUGAAGUUAAGAAAACCACCAUGAGAGAAAAAGUGAGAAGAGAUCAGCGGAAAUAUCUCUUAGCAGCUCAUAAAGAGAUUCACAAAGAAGGGGAAGAUAUACUGUCAGUGAAUGCUAAACCUGGUAAACCAGACUCUGGCAAAGAGGAGGGGUCUUCAUGAACUUCCAAAGCCGCUAAAACUGCCAACCUUUAAAAACAAAUUGUCAGAAAAACAUUUCAGUGGCAGUGUUCAAGGCAUUAGUAAUCUAUAAGGCUAGGGCUGCAAAUCAGAACUAUUGUGCGACUGAAACUUCUGACAUAUCAAAUGGAUUUUUACUAUCAUUAAACUUUUUUCUUCAAGGCUAUACUUAUAUUUACGAAUCUGAAACUGGUUUUCGAUGCACCCUGGUAUAAAGAGUAUUUAUUUAAGAGUUAUGUUACCAUCAUUCACUGUGAAUGAAAUCAUGUUUAUAAGAUUCAAUGAGCUAUUCUGUGAUACAAUUCAUCUUAAAUAGAUAAAUCAUGUUUAUAGGUGAAUGUUCAGCAGUUAUAGUGUAUCUUACUGUAAAACUUGAGUAUGUGAAAAUAUAUUUCACGAGUUGUUUAACCUAUGUUUUCAAUAAAAGUUUAAACUUAA
Molecule: messenger RNA, 2803 nt
Organism: Ostrea edulis (European flat oyster)
Lineage: Eukaryota; Metazoa; Mollusca; Bivalvia; Ostreida; Ostreidae
Product: cilia- and flagella-associated protein 91-like
Exons: 16
Coding region: 98-2347 (749 amino acids)
Source: RefSeq, a predicted model, not a curated record